Messenger RNA from Passer montanus (Eurasian tree sparrow), 1330 nucleotides. Its product is annotated as histone H2A-IV. The coding region runs from base 159 to 548 and encodes 129 amino acids. Gene Ontology annotation, cellular component: nucleosome. Gene Ontology annotation, molecular function: DNA binding; protein heterodimerization activity; structural constituent of chromatin. The transcript has 2 exons. The record is from RefSeq and is a predicted model, not a curated record. NCBI's taxonomy places the organism in Eukaryota, Metazoa, Chordata, Aves, Passeriformes, Passeridae.
UGGCUGUUUGCAGAAGACCUAAUUCUCAGCCUAUCAGCGAAGGGCUGAGGCAGUAAAGCGAGCGCGGGGCCGGGCAGCGCUGAGUGCUGCUGUGCCGCGCUGCGCGUUCGUGUGCCGGGACACCGAGAGAGAGCGAGAGACCGAGGGAAGGAAGGAAGAUGUCCGGGCGCGGGAAGCAGGGCGGGAAGGCGCGCGCCAAGGCCAAGUCGCGCUCGUCGCGGGCCGGGCUGCAGUUCCCUGUCGGCCGUGUCCAUCGGCUCCUCCGGAAAGGUAACUACGCGGAGCGGGUGGGCGCUGGAGCUCCCGUCUACAUGGCGGCCGUGCUGGAGUACCUGACGGCCGAGAUCCUGGAGCUGGCGGGCAACGCGGCGCGCGACAACAAGAAGACGCGCAUCAUCCCCCGCCACCUGCAGCUCGCCAUCCGCAACGACGAGGAGCUCAACAAGCUGCUGGGCAAGGUGACGAUCGCGCAGGGCGGCGUGCUGCCCAACAUCCAGGCCGUGCUGCUGCCCAAGAAGACCGACAGCCACAAGGCCAAAGCCAAGUGAGCGCUGAAGAACAAAAGGCUGCCAGGUUAAACUACGAAAAACCCAAAGGCUCUUUUAAGAGCCACCUACAAUUUCAAAGAAAGAGCUGGAAUUUCAUUGCGGGGGGGAAAGCCCGCGGGAGGGUUUGAAAUGCGUGUGUCGCUCCUUUGAGCUGUCAGUGGCGGGCGCCCCUCCGCGCACAGCCCCAGCCCCGCGCUCUCGCUUCCCUCCGGGGCGGGGCUGAAGCGGUUCCAGGAAGCAGCUCAGCCCUUCCGCAACCAAUCCCUGCCCCUCGUGGGCAUUUUGAGAGCCACCAAGGCGCUUCUGCCCUCCCCCUACCAAAUCAAGCGCGCCUCGAGCUGUUCCCCGGUCAAACAGUACAUUUAUCAGCAGCCUGCGGUUCCCCCACACCCCUCCCCAAAACGGCGGCAGCCACAGCAUUUCAGCCUAUUUCUGAAAAUAUUAGUGGCUCUUAAAAGAGCCGUUGGGUUUAAAUGCGAAGCAAGAUUAUUUCCCCGUGGGGCUUUCUUCCUCUUGAGCGCUGCCUUCUUUGCCUUGGCCGCUUUCGGCUUGGCUGCUUUGGGCUUCACCGCCUUCGCUGUAGCCGGGCUCUUCGCUGCCGCCGCCGCCGCUUUUUUGGGCUUGACAGCCUUUGUCGCCUUGGGACUCUUGGCUGGUUUCUUGGCUGCAGACUUAACUUUCUUGGGGCUGUCCUUUGCUGUCACCGCCUUCCUGGCGGCGCUGGCGGGAUUCUUAGCCGCCGGCUUCUUGGGCUUGAUUACUGCGGGGCUUUUUUUUUUUGU